This is a messenger RNA of Linum trigynum, 3276 nucleotides long. NCBI's taxonomy places the organism in Eukaryota, Viridiplantae, Streptophyta, Magnoliopsida, Malpighiales, Linaceae. The record is from the annotation of a GenBank genome assembly.
CAUGAUGAUGAGAUUGUAUUACCUUUUUAAGGCUUUUGAGUAUUGGUGAAGAAAGUUAACACUCAACUUUAGUCUUCAAUAGAAUUGUCAAAAGAUUUAACCUAACUUUCACCUAAAAAAAGUCAUUCACACCUUUAGAGGAGAGGAGCUCAAUCCCAAACCCUAAAUGGAUGAAUCAGCAAGCACAACAUUUUUUUUUUUUUUUUGCUAAUAUUGAACCCUCCCCAUCCCACCUCAAACUUCACCAACUUGUACAACACUUGCUAGUUUUAAUUAGUGAUAGGUAAGGAGAAUUUAAUUGUGUUGGGGGAAUAAUAAUGGACGACCAACAUCUUACUAAAAGGUAAAAUUUUCAGCUACUUGUAGAUGGAGGUACCCAAACUUGUGGCGGGGCAGGCGAAACUCGUAAUAAUAUGAGAAUUAUUUCCUUUUUGCAGUGUUGAAGAUGCAGAAGCGAAAGCUCGUUAGUUGAGACGGAAGGAUAUGGAAUUGAGGUAUUUCUGGUUAUUGAUAUCAUAAUCGGAUUGUCAGGGUCUUAUCGCUAAACUCAUAACCAAAGAUGAAGACAGAACAAAGUUUGAGAGGAUAUGUGAGCAAAUCUGUUGUUUGAAACCCCUCAUCCAACCCAGGUGGAUCGAGCAAUUUACAAUAUCAAGUAAAAUGUGAAUAUAUCUUAGGUCGUUUCCAUGAAGAAUUGUAACGGAUCAAUUUGACACAAUCUAGGAGUUAAUUUGUCUCGUUUGCCAGCAAAAAAUUUGGAUGGAUCAAUCUGCCUGAGGUAUUUUGAAUUGAUCCGUUUUGAGUCAAUUUCAAUUACCUAGGAUGGGGGCAGGUAUUUCGAACUGACUCGUUUUAAUUGCCUCAUUUAUAAAACAAGACAAUUGAUCAAAUUAACUCCUUUCUAGAUUGAUCCAUCCAAACGACCAUACAUUCACAUGAUCACUCGUUCAGAAUUCAUAACUUCCAAACCACACCUAAGUCUAAAAUUGUGGUUGCAUGGAAAACUACUUUUGAAUGCCUACUCAACAUCUUUAUCUUCCACUACUUUGUCGUCCAUAUUGAUGACAAAUGCGUGCAAGUAUGUUUUCAGUUUUGUCGCUCUUUUUCAUACGAUUGGUGACUCUUACAUCUGCAUACACACCCAACCUAGAUCUCUACUCUAAUAUUGACUCAUUUUCUAAAUCGAUAUUAUGAAAAUCAAGAGUUGGAGACACAUCCUUUCCAAAUCUCUCAAAUCCAAAAGGAACAAUCGGUGCUUAUCGAAACCUAGAAACAAUGGUCCAAGAAUUUGGUCCGUACACUUAGAUGCGCAGAAAACUAGAAUGAGCAAAAGGAUUUUGAUACCCGAAUCUCUCUCCCUCUCUCACUAGAUACUUUCAGAAUCAGUGAGUGGCUCACUCUUCGCCAUCUCAGCGUCCGCUUCUGUCCAUUGCCUUCCCUUCCACGCAUUCUCUCACAAAAUCCAUUUCACCUCCCCAUCAACCAAGAAGAAGAAAAAAUCCUCUGUUUUCUUCUGCCGCGGACCGACCCACCACCGAACGCUAGUACGCUACCAUUAUUUCAUUGCUCAAUCAUCCUUCCUCUUCCCCCCGCCAUUUCUGUUGCUGUAGUUUUGACAUCCUCUCCCAAACGCAAAAUGGCGCGCUUGCUCUCUCCAGUCUGCACUGACCCCCUCAAGCUUCAAAACCCAUGUGUCAGUUUCGCCUCGGCUGCUUCCUCCCGCCUCUUCUCCGGCUCCCUCGCCCCCAAGAGACGACGGCCUGCUGCUACCGCCGGCCGCGUCAAGGUCGCCACCGAUGAUGCCCCUUCCACCGCCGAUGACUACUAUGCUGUCCUGGGUUUGCUUCCGGAUGCUACGCCAGAGCAGAUUAAGAAAGCCUACUACAAUUGCAUGAAAGCUUGUCAUCCGGAUUUGAGCGGUGACGAUGCCGAGACCACGAAUUUCUGUAUGUUCAUCAACGAGGUCUAUGAGGUGCUGAGUGACCCUGUUCAGCGUAUGGUUUAUGAUGAAAUUCAUGGCUAUGCCUUGACUGGAAUCAACCCUUUCCUUGAUGAUUCAUGUACCAGGGAUCAUGCCUUUGUUGACGAAUUUAGCUGCAUAGGCUGCAAGAAUUGUGCCAAUGUUGCCCCUGAUGUGUUUGGGAUUGAGGAGGAUUUUGGGAGAGCUAGAGUGUACAGCCAAUGUGGGGUUUCGGAUUUAGUUCAACAAGCCAUUGAGAGUUGCCCUGUUGACUGCAUCCAUUGGACUUCUGCAGCACAAUUAUCUCUACUUGAAGACGAAAUGCGUAGAGUGGAGAGAGUAAAUGUGGCAUUAAUGCUUUCUGGAAUGGGGUCUGCCUCAGUGGAUGUUUUCAGAAUGGCAAGUUCGCGGUGGGAGAAGAGGCAAGCAAAAGUACUGGAGAAAGCUAGGGUGCAGAUGAUGAAGAAGAAUGGCAAGGAUGCUGAUAAGGAUGAUUCGUACUGGAGCAACUUGUGGGGCAGUCAAAAAGACCGCCAGCCCUCAGAGGAGGAGACUAAGGAGAGAGCAAAAAGAGCUGCUGCAGCUGCCAGACGAUGGAGGGAGUACUCAAGAAGAGGUGUGGACAAAGCUCCUAAGUUUAAACUCCCAGAGGCGAUCUCCAACAACGACAACUGAUUGGUCGGUACGUUCAGUGAUGCAUAUAUGGGUAGAUAGAUAUAGAUAGAUUGAUCGAUGGGAUGAGAAUCCUUCACUGGGAAGAAAGUUUUACGUUAUUGCACGCGAUGAUGUAUAUAAACUUGACAAACUGUUGCAGACUUGCAGUACAGAUAUAUAAAGGCAUAUAAACGAGAUUGUCCAACGUCCACUAAGAAGAAGCUUGCAUUAGGGAAGAAGCUUGCAUAAUAGCAAUUACGAAGUUCUUGCAUGAUCUCUUCUUCAUAGUGCUGACAGAAACUGAUUUCCUCCUCCAAAAUCCAAAUACUGAAAGAACUCUAAUUUGCUUGACCUCAUCUUCUCAUGGCAUGCUAAGUUGCUAACAGGCUUAAUGAACUAAACGAAGACACACUUCUUUCUCUCACUCGCCUUAGCACUAUUGCAGACAUAAAACGAAAGUUUUAACAGAUCGAUCUAACCCUCGAGUUCUCAAUUUUACAUGUUCCGAGGCCUGACAACGACUUCACAAUCUUUCAUGAGCACUCGUGAGCCCAUCGACGAUGAGGCUAGCAGAGAAAGAAGGAGAAUAAUAUGGACAAUGCCAGCCAUUUGGCUUGACUCAAACAGAGGGUUCUUAGUAUUAACAAAUUCUACCAUGGGUU